AUGUCUGAACUCAAGAGUGGUUCUGAAAGCGAAAGUGGUUCUCAAACGGAAGGUAGCACUGAAAUUACAGGUGGUUCUGAAGUCAAACGUCGUUGUGAAAUCGAGAACUUCAAGUCGAUCGAUCCCUUCGCCGAAGCAGGCAAAGUAGAUCUCAAACAAAACAACCAAGUCCACCUCCGAUGUCAGCAAACCGGCGGACGCCCUAAGCUAACCAAGGAAGGCAAGAAGAAACCACAUAUGCUAACCACCGUCCAGGGACUUCCUGAAAUAUUCGACAUGAAAAAAGUUGUCAAGUUUUUCAAGAAGAAGUUCGCAUGUGCCUGCUGUAUUGUGGACGACAAGGUUUUCGGUAAGGUGAUACAGAUUCAGGGAGACUACAAAGAGGAGAUUUUCAACUUUCUUACUACAAAAGAAGGGUUGGGAUUGAGUGAGGAGACUAUUGUGAUUCACGGAUAG
This is a messenger RNA of Sclerotinia trifoliorum, 456 nucleotides long. The record is from the annotation of a GenBank genome assembly. NCBI's taxonomy places the organism in Eukaryota, Fungi, Ascomycota, Leotiomycetes, Helotiales, Sclerotiniaceae.